CAGAUUCGAAGUUGAAAAUAUAUUCUCUGUAAUUUCGGGCGUUGUUUUGCCAAUCCCAUCUCUUCUUCGUAACUUUCCUAUUUAUAUUCACCAAUCCCCUUUACUUUCUCUUCACAACCAUUUUCCUUUUCUGCAUAAUCCACCAAACAUGGCGAUUUCCACCACUUUCUCCUUCUCCAUCGUCGUUUUUCUAGCGCUGUUCCUAUGUUUUUCCUCAUCUUCAUCGGCUUCUGAUUCGUCCAGCUUUUCAAUCAUCGAUGAAAACGCUAAACACCACUUGGAUAUCCAAAUCGGAUCCUCGCAGCGCUCCGAUGAGGAGGUUGCGGCUCUGUACGAGUCGUGGUUGGUUCAUAAUGGAAAGGCUUACAACGCUCUUGGCGAGAAGGAGAGGCGAUUUGAGAUUUUCAAGGAUAAUCUCAGGUUCAUUGAUGAACAUAACAGGGAAUCGCGGAGUUAUAAGAUUGGAUUGAACCGUUUUGCCGAUCUCUCCAACGAGGAGUAUCGCGCCAUGUUUCUUAGCGGUCGAUUGUCACGAAAGAACCGCCUCUCCGCAACUAAGAGUCGGAGAUAUGCGAUCGCGCUCGGCGAUGAUCUGCCGGAUCAUGUUGAUUGGAGGAAGAAGGGCGCUGUUACGGAUGUUAAAGAUCAAGGACAGUGUGGGAGCUGUUGGGCUUUCUCAACAGUUGCUGCAGUGGAAGGAAUAAAUCAAAUCACCACCGGUGAAUUGAUCUCUCUGUCGGAGCAGGAGCUUGUAGACUGUGAUAGAUCAUAUAACAUGGGGUGCAAUGGUGGUCUUAUGGACUAUGCUUUCCAGUUCAUCAUUGACAAUGGUGGAAUUGACACUGAGGAAGAUUACCCUUACAAGGGCAGAGAUGGCACUUGCGAUCCCAUCCGGAAAAAUGCUAAAGCUGUAACCAUAGAUGGAUAUGAAGAUGUUCCUGAGAAUGAUGAGAGCUCCUUGAAAAAGGCUGUGGCUAAUCAACCUGUUAGUGUUGCCAUUGAAGCUGGCGGCAGGGCCUUCCAACUUUACCAAUCGGGUGUCUUCAACGGACUUUGUGGAACUGAACUGGAUCAUGGUGUUGUUGCUGUUGGAUAUGGCACAGAAGAUGGAAAAGAUUAUUGGAUUGUGAGGAACUCAUGGGGUAAAAACUGGGGAGAGAAUGGUUAUAUCAAGUUGGAGAGGAAUGUAGGCAACAUUACCACAGGCAAGUGUGGUAUAGCCAUAGAGGCUUCAUACCCCACCAAGACAGGAAAGAACCCACCAAAACCUGCCCCUUCUCCGCCAUCCCCUGUGAGUCCCCCGAAUCAAUGCGACGAAUACUUCUCGUGCCAGGAAGGCACUACCUGUUGCUGUAUCUAUAAGUAUGGAAGUACCUGCUUUGGUUGGGGAUGCUGCCCGCUCGAGUCUGCCACCUGUUGCGACGACCAUUACAGUUGCUGCCCCCAUGAAUACCCCAUCUGUGACCUUGAUGCAGGAACUUGCCUGAAGAGCAAAGGCAGCACGACCGGAGUCGAACUGCUGAAGCGCGUUCCUGCUAAAUAUAACAGGGGCUGCGUUCAGAAGCUUGGCAAGAUGUCCACUGGUGCUUGAGAGGUCUGAAAUUGUAGUGAAAAGAGGACAGGACAAGGUGUUGAGAGUACAGAAAGAUGAUGAGAAGCAAGUUGAAGCUUUUACACAUACGUUUGCUCUUGUGGAGCUUUUCCUGUUUUUACAUUAUUGAAGUUUGAUUUUGUGUUAUUACCGCUUCUGCUUUCAAACGUUUCAUGAUGACUUUGUACAUAAAAGUUUCUUCCGGUGAAAACUUGCAACAAACUUCAUCUCUGAUGCUUUCAAUAUAAAUUGUAUAUUUAUGUCAAUCUCUUCAUGUGGU
Messenger RNA from Cucurbita pepo subsp. pepo (vegetable marrow), 1871 nucleotides. Its product is annotated as cysteine proteinase mucunain. The record is from RefSeq and is a predicted model, not a curated record. Gene Ontology annotation, molecular function: cysteine-type peptidase activity. NCBI's taxonomy places the organism in Eukaryota, Viridiplantae, Streptophyta, Magnoliopsida, Cucurbitales, Cucurbitaceae. Gene Ontology annotation, biological process: proteolysis.